Chlorocebus sabaeus (green monkey) is the source of this 5868-nucleotide messenger RNA. The record is from RefSeq and is a predicted model, not a curated record. NCBI's taxonomy places the organism in Eukaryota, Metazoa, Chordata, Mammalia, Primates, Cercopithecidae.
AGUCCGAGGGGUGGUGAGCCCGGGCCGUGCCGCCGCACGAUUGGCCGGGGCCACCCCGCCGGCCGCCGCUGAUUGGUGGAUUCUCAAAUUCGGUCUCAAGGCGCCAGAGGAGGUGUUUUAGCGGGGACUAAGAUCCAGGCUGGAGUCGCGCUCGGCGGGUCUGAGCGCUGGCGCUGUCGGGACGCCGCGGGGUCCCCGCCAGCCCAGGGCACUCGGCGCGGGGAUCUGCGCACCUAGCUCUCCCUUCCAGAUGCCGCCGCCCGGCUGCUGAUCGCCGCACCACCUUCCCUCAUCGGCUUGGGUCGGUGGAGGUCCCUGCAGAGGCAGGAAGCCUCCUUAGGAAAGCAGGGGUAAGCGAUGGAGGUGAAUUGUUUAACACUAAAAGACCUGAUCAGCCCCAGGCAGCCCAGACUGGAUUUUGCAAUUGAAGAUGGGGAAAAUGCACAAAAGGAAAAUAUAUUUGUUGAUCGCUCAAGGAUGGCCCCGAAGACUCCAAUAAAAAAUGAACCAAUUGAUUUAUCAAAGCAAAAAAAGUUUACUCCAGAAAGAAAUCCCAUUACUCCAGUGAAGCUUGUUGACAGACAGCAAGUGGAACCAUGGACACCCACAGCUAACCUGAAGAUGCUCAUUAGUGCUGCCAGCCCAGAUAUAAGGGACCGGGAGAAGAAAAAGGGACUAUUCCGACCCAUUGAAAACAAGGAUGAUGCAUUUACAGAUUCUCUACAGCUUGAUGUUGUUGGGGACAGUGCUGUGGACGAAUUUGAAAAGCAAAGGCCAAGCAGAAAACAGAAAAGUUUAGGACUCCUGUGCCAGAAGUUUCUAGCUCGCUAUCCAAGUUAUCCCUUGUCAACUGAGAAAACUACCAUCUCCCUAGAUGAAGUUGCUGUCAGUCUUGGUGUGGAAAGGAGACGCAUCUAUGACAUUGUAAAUGUGCUGGAAUCGCUGCAUCUGGUCAGCCGGGUGGCUAAGAAUCAGUAUGGCUGGCAUGGACGGCACAGCCUGCCAAAAACCCUGAGGAACCUCCAGAGACUAGGAGAGGAGCAGAAAUAUGAAGAGCAGAUGGCCUACCUCCAACAGAAAGAGCUGGACCUGAUGGAUUAUAAAUUUGGAGAACGUAGAAAAGAUGGCGAUCCAGAUUCCCAGGAACAACAGUUAUUGGAUUUCUCUGAACCCGACUAUCCCUCUUCAUCUGCAAACAGUAGAAAAGACAAGUCUCUGAGAAUUAUGAGCCAGAAGUUUGUCAUGCUGUUCCUCGUUUCCAAAACCAAGAUUGUCACUCUGGAUGUGGCUGCCAAAAUACUGAUAGAAGAAAGCCAAGAUGCCCCGGACCAUAGUAAAUUUAAAACAAAGGUACGACGCCUCUAUGACAUAGCCAAUGUUCUGACCAGCUUGGCUCUGAUAAAGAAAGUGCACGUAACAGAAGAGCGAGGCCGUAAACCAGCCUUCAAGUGGAUCGGGCCUGUGGACUUCAGCUCAAAUGAUGAAGAACUGGUGGAUGUUUCUGCAUCUGUCUUACCAGAAUUGAAAAGAGAAACAUAUGGCCAGAUUCAAGUCUGUGCAAAACAGAAGCUGGCUCGCCAUGGUUCUUUUAACACAGUUCAGGCUUCUGAGAGGAUCCAGAGGAAGGUGAACUCAGAACCCAGCAGCCCAUACAGAGAAGAACAAGGAUCAGGUGGCUACUCUUUAGAAAUUGGAAGCCUGGCAGCUGUCUACAGACAGAAAAUAGAAGACAAUUCACAGGGAAAAGCCUUUGCCAGUAAGAGAGUGGUGCCUCCAUCAAGCGGCUUGGACCCUGUUGCUCCUUUCCCUGUCCUCUCUGUUGACCCAGAAUAUUGUGUUAAUCCUUUAGCCCACCCGGUAUUUUCUGUUGCUCAGACGGACCUGCAGGCAUUCUCUGUGCAGAACGGUCUGAAUGGACAAGUGGACGUCUCACUUGCUUCUGCAGCCUCUGCUGUGGAGAGCCUGAAGCCGGCACUCCUUGCUGGCCAGCCUCUAGUGUACGUGCCCUCUGCCUCACUGUUCAUGCUGUAUGGAAGUCUGCAGGAGGGACCAGCGUCAGGGUCAGGGUCAGAGAGGGAUGACAGAAACUCAGAAGCCCCAGCCACAGCAGAGCUGUCAUCCGCACCCUCAGCUCAGAAGCGCCUCUGUGAGGAAAGGAAACCUCAGGAGGAGGAUGAGCCAGCCACGAAAAGGCAAAGCAGGGAAUAUGAAGACGGCCCACUGUCGCUUGUCAUGCCCAAGAAACCCUCAGAUUCCACAGACCUUGCCUCUCCCAAGACUAUGGGUAACAGGGCAUCUAUACCCCUCAAAGACAGUCAUGUGAAUGGCCAUCUCCCUGCUGCAGAAGAGAUUUCAGGAAAGGCAACAGCAAACUGUUCUGUUUCUUCUGAGUGGGGAAAUCCUUCAAGAAAUACAGAUGUUGAAAAGCCUUCAAAAGAAAAUGAAAGCACCAAAGAGCCUUCUUUGCUACAGUAUCUUUGUGUGCAGUCUCCCGCAGGAUUAAAUGGUUUCAAUGUACUUUUAUCUGGCAGUCACACCCCCCCUACUGUGGGCCCGUCCUCAGGUCAGCUGCCGUCUUUCAGUGUCCCUUGCAUGGUCUUACCAUCUCCAUCUCUGGGCCCUUUUCCUGUUCUCUAUUCUCCUGCAAUGCCGGGCCCAGUUUCUUCUACUCUUGGUGCUCUCCCAAACACAGGACCUGUGAAUUUCAGCCUGCCUGGCCUUGGAUCAAUAGCCCAGCUUCUCGUCGGCCCCACAGCUGUGGUUAAUCCAAAGUCGUCCACACUCCCUUCUGCAGACCCUCAGCUUCAGGGUCAGCCCUCACUAAACCUGAGUCCAGUGAUGUCAAGGUCACACAGUGUCGUCCAACCUGAGUCCCCCGUUUACAUGGGACAUCCAGUCUCAGUAGUAAAAUUACAUCAGUCACCAGUUCCAGUGACCCCCAAGAGCAUCGAACGCACACAUCGUGAGACAUUUUUCAAGACACCUGGCAGCCUUGGAGACCCUGUCCUGAAGAGAAGAGAAAGGAACCAGUCACGAAACACCAGCUCGGCCCAGAGGAGACUGGAAAUCCCCAGCGGCGGGGCUGACUGACCUGCUGCUUUGCCAGGUGGGGGAGGGAUCAAACGCCCUGAGAGUCCCGGAUGUCCUAGACGCAAUGCAAACCGUCCUGUCCUGAGCACGGGUCCUUCCUCUCUCUUGCAUCCACACUUCUGUUAACUUCCCACCAUCAUCAAUCAUCUGAUUUCCUGAAAGUAAUUAAUUGUGCAUUUAAUACCAGUUAGAGUUCCGACUCUCUGCAUGGUGUCACAGUGAAAGCGCCGACUGACUUUAAUGGUUUUGAUUCAAGAAUCGUCUUAUUGCUGGAAGUAGAUCCGAAUAGGCUACCGGAGCCUUGUGGUUUUUCUAAAGAGGGGCGCUGUCUAGCACUUAACUAGGGUAAGCAUUCUUAACAUGUAUUUCCACUUACCCUGAGUAAAUCUGUGGUGAGAAAAGCUUCCUUUCUGCAGUUUAAAAAGGCUACUGCUUCCUUAGGCUUUAUCAGGAAGCCACCUUCAGUUGUGAAUCCUAUGGUAUUAUUUAUUUUGUUCCUGAAAUGGGAUUUAGUGCAAAAAGUUUACAACUACAGUCUUUAACACAUUUUUUUUCAGGGUAUGACGACUUGAAUGUUUGUACUUUUAUUCUAUAAUUUGCCCUGCACUUAUUCUACAACUUAGUAAUAAUGUGGAUAAAUGUAUCUACAUGACACAUGUCAAGACCAAAAUAACUGUGAACGACACACCUUGCUGUAAAUGAACUGUGCUAACCCUGACUGUGGGCAUGAGAACAAAGAUGAACUCUAGAACUCUAGCAGCCUAACUGCUGCUUCUCAAAUAACUGUGUGAACAGGGAGAUAGUACUGUUCGUUUCUAAAAAUCCUACUGUGCCCAGUUUCCUUCACUACAUGCCCUGCGUUUUUUAUUUAAAUGUUUAGCUGUAGAGCUAUCAGAUAUGGAUGUCUUCUAACAAUUGCUGUUUGUAAAAAUCAGGAUGGUAGAAAGUGAUUACAUGGGAAAUUGGAACCUGGAUGAGACCUUUUUGCUGAAUUCUGAAGAGUAAUUAUGUGAAAAUUGAUAUAGGGCAAGAGAUGAUUCUUUUGUUUUUCUUCUACUUCAUGUGCGGAAGAGUAAGAGGGAAAAUGGACAUAUGUUUCAUAACCAAGGGUAUUCAAACCAUAGUUAGAUGGUACCUCUGAAAAAUAAGUAUGGUGAGCACAGGGGUUGGUUGUUCUAGCAUGAAUACAAUUUUGGAAACUGUUAUGCAAUUUCCCUUUUUUAACCCACAUUACUUUAGGGGUGCAUUAAGUAGCCAAACUAUACUAGUUCUUUGUAUUCCUAGACUUGCUGAUAUUUACCUCUCUCUUGUCUCUUCAGAGAACAAGGGAGCCAUUCUUUCCCUCCUACUUUCCUUCAUUCCCUCUUCCUUCCCUCCUUCCUGCUUCUUUUCUUCCUUCCUUCUUCCUCUCUUAAAACUUCUAUCUUAGAUGUAGAAUCCUGGUGUAGGGUUUUAUUUUAUUUUUAUUUUUUGACCCAAUAAAAUGUUAUAUGAAAGAAUAAAAAUAUUAAUUUAAGAGACUCUGGGAGUCUGAAUAAAGUAGCUUUAUAUUAACUACAGGAUAAUAUUAGCCUUAUUACCCCCACAAGAUUUUUUUAAACUUGAGGUAGGUAGCUACAUUAAAUAAAUUUGCUACUUAUAUAAAAAUUUUUAUCAACACUAAACUUUUAAAGUUUACAAGAUUUUUUUUUUCCUUUUUUACAGUCUUCUGUAGAGUUAGGUUAAAAAUGUGGUUUUUAACCACAUCAACAAUUGCAUGGUACUGAUGAUCCUGAACUAAAACUGAUGGGUUCUCUAUCAAAACAAAUAAAAAUAUACCUUUUUCAGGUUUCAAUCUGUGCAGGGUGUAUGCAUUUUAACUCUCCCAUGCUCAAGAACUUCCACAAAAUAUUUCAUGGAGAGGUCUGCAUUUAGAUGGAAACACAAAUUACUUUUCCCCUCACUGUUCCUGAAUGCUGUAUACUUGUUUUAACAUUUUUGCUAUUUUUUUUUUAUUCUGAUCAUGAUAUAACCAUCUUAACCUCAGAAUUCAUAUUUCUUGAGGGGUGUUAAGAAGCAGUCCCAUUGGUGAGGAUAUUAUGACUUGGUGACCAUACUUAGGAAUAGAAAACCAAGCACAAUUGCUUCUGUAUUCAGUAUCCACUUAAUGUGGCUUUAUAUGUAAAAAUAAUAAUGCAGUGGUUGUUUGUCAGGAAAAUGAAUCUUACAGAACAACUGGUGGAAUUGAAGCUGCUGCGCUAGAGUUGGAUAUUUUGGGUAGUGAAGAAGCAAUGGCAAUCUUGAGUCUAUUAUUGUAUAACUUAGUAAAAGAAAAAAAUAAUUGGUGGUGGUCCUACUAAGAGAAUGCAGCUUUUUUGAGUUGUCACAGAGGCUGUGUGUGCCCUACACUGACCAGGGUUUGUAAAACCCUUUCAUUCUGGUACAAGAGUCGGGGGUAUAACUUUUAUACUUGAAUCUACCUACCAAGUUUACAUUUCUCAAUUCCUUUUUGUAAGGUGCUAUUUCUGUAUUUAAAUAACUUUCUUUUAACGUAAAGCUGCUUUCUGCUUAUCUUAUUGCACUGCUAGUUGUAUGUAGGUAUUAAUUUUAUUGCUGCUUACUGCUUUUGUUUUCUUAUUAUUUAGCUCUGCUCUUUUUCCUAAUGGCUAUGUUAUGUAUAGCUAUUUACUUGUAACUGUACUACAUGUAAACUGAUUUUUUUGUUCUGAUUCUUUUCUAAUAUUUUUAGGAAAAUAUUAAGCUUUAUAAAAUAGCAAUAAAAAAUAAUUCAUUUAAGAA